Messenger RNA from Contarinia nasturtii (swede midge), 1599 nucleotides. Its product is annotated as transmembrane emp24 domain-containing protein 5-like. The record is from RefSeq and is a predicted model, not a curated record. Lineage: Eukaryota; Metazoa; Arthropoda; Insecta; Diptera; Cecidomyiidae. Gene Ontology annotation, cellular component: Golgi apparatus; endoplasmic reticulum; COPII-coated ER to Golgi transport vesicle. The transcript is spliced from 3 exons. Gene Ontology annotation, biological process: intracellular protein transport; endoplasmic reticulum to Golgi vesicle-mediated transport; Golgi organization. Bases 285 to 1028 code for a protein of 247 amino acids.
AAGUUGUUGUGACUCAACGGAAAAGUGUCAAUUAAUAUCUUUUUAGCGAUAGAUGAAUGUUUGGUUGUGUGUAUUGUUGAUUUUUUGCGUUUGUUUUCGUCGUUGCUGUAACAUUUAUUGUUCCGUGUCAUUUUCUUUAACCAAUCAACGUUGUACUCGUAGGUCAUAAGCUCACGUUUCAAUUGUUCAAAUAUAAUUGAGUUCAUAUACACGUUAGAUUUGGUGGCACGGCACUAUUUUUUUUGCAUUCAUUUCAAAGUCGUUUCAUUAUUACAUCAGAGGAAAUGUACAAUAUCAAACAUCAAGAUAUGUUGAGCGUCGGAAUCUUAAUUUUGUGUUUAAUGGACACAAAAACCAUUGGCGCGAACGAUGUUUAUUCGCAAAAAGAGUUUACAAUUCAAGUAGAACCUGGUGACAUAGCCUGUUUUUACGAAAAAGCAGUGAGGAAUCAAAUAAUUGACUUCGAAUAUCAAGUCAUUGACGGUGGACAUGGUGAUUUGGACAUAUCCUUCGAGCUUCAAAAUCCAAAUGGUCAUCCGAUUAUUACGGAGUAUAAGAAAUCCGACAACAUUCAUCGGCUGGAUGCAAAUGUAGACGGAGAUUAUAAAUACUGUUUUGAUAAUUCAUUCAGUUCAUUUAACACGAAAACGGUAUUCUUCGAACUAAUUAUCGAAUGGGAUGGUGAGCAUGGCGAAGCUGGUGGCCGUGAAGAUGAUUGGGGCAAGGAAGUUUUGGACAAAACCAUACCUGAUGAAAUCUUAAAAGAAAGGCUCACCGAGAUGCAAGUGACAAUUAUGAAGCUGCAUGAUCAUUUGAAUUCUGUGCAACGCACAUUGGAUGCGAGACGAUCCACAGAAGCACGUGACCGUAAUCAAGCUGAAGAGAAUAAUUUCAAAGUGAGCGCAUGGUCAUCAUUCCAAAUCAUUAUGAUGUGCAUUGUUGGCUCGAUUCAAGUUUACAUGUUGCGCAGUCUGUUCGAGACAGACCCUAGGGCCAAUAUUUGGACAAAACUCAAGUUCCUUAAAUAAAUCCAAUUUAAACAUAAAAAUCCAAAAGAAGAGAAUGCGAAGAAGACUGAAAAACUAACCAUCUCAAUCACUCGCAGGGCUCAAAUUUAAACUAAUUUUACCAAUAGGAGAGGACCUGAUCUAUGCCAAAGACCGUUUGAAGCGCGCUCAAAUCUCAUUUAAUUAAGAUUUACACCAAGCAAACAAAACAUGUAGACGAAAUUGAAUUCUUUUUUUUUGUACACAAAACUUUUUAUCACGAAAACGGGUUUGAAUGAAAUAUGGUGUGAGUGUGUGUAUAACAUAAUAAAAAAAAACUAAAUUUAAAACAAAUGCUAUGAAUACUUAUGCAAAAACAACGAACGCUUCGAAAAUAAUGUGCACCUUUUUUACAAGAAAAUAUCAUGUUUAGCUUAUGGGAAAUUCUACUACCCGUGGCAUCAUGAUCACUACCAUUCCAAUUUGUUCUUACGUUCAUUCUGUAUUGAAUAUUUCUCAGAAAAAUUGAAUAAUUGAAAAAGCUAUCUCUGCAUCUUUGAUUAAAACCAUGUUUGUUUGAAUGUGUGAAUAAAUUUUUUAAAGAAAAAAAACA